Molecule: messenger RNA, 603 nt
Organism: Coniophora puteana RWD-64-598 SS2
Lineage: Eukaryota; Fungi; Basidiomycota; Agaricomycetes; Boletales; Coniophoraceae
Exons: 3
Coding region: 1-603 (200 amino acids)
Source: RefSeq, a predicted model, not a curated record
AUGCACCUGACUGCAAUGGCGCGCCGGGCGCGCGCGCACCGGUGUCGUCAACGGCAGCCAACAUUGCGUCGCAGACUCAUAACUCAAGCUACAGUUUGGCUACAAUCCCGGCGAUAUGUUCCGACAGCAUCUCGAAGUAAUGCGGUCAGCGUCCUGGAAGCAGACUUGUGUGGGAAAGCCGUAAUCUUUGCCGGCACCGAGAUUGAGCUCAUCGACCGAUUCAUGCGUGCCAACUUGCGAUCACCUAUGAUGCAUCGAGGCGGAGAGCCUCCGCUGGGUCCCUCAGGAACUGCCGACGUCACCCGCCUCCCUCGUCCUCCACUGCGUAGUACACCGUCCUUGCCAGCCCAAACGCUCGUGGGCUCGCCGACCUCCUUCCCUCCUUCCCGUCCUCCGGCGUCACAAGUGACCCUCCGCCAGUGCCAAUUUCCCUGUCGUCCGCGGGAGGCGUAUGACGAUUCGCAAGGGUACUUUGGUGUUGUGAAAAGCAUAUCUUCUCUGGAAGACGGACCUAGUGAAGUUGGGGGAGGUGUUGAAGGCGUUGAUUCAAAUGGGGUGCUGCAAAAAAGUGGACAAGGAUGGGCCAAUGACAGAGGUGCCUGA